GGAGAGCGGUUGAAAAAAAUGAUGCUUGACUCAGUUGAUGUCGAGCAAUCAAGCCGACCGGACAAGCCAAAUAGUGUGAUUGAAGUUGCGUUUCGCUGCCGUUAUCGGUGAUUCACGGUGUUUUGACAUUGUUGCAUUGCUGUUUACAUAUAAAUACAAUUCCGCUUCAAGCAAAAAAAUGGCGAAUGCCCGCCCGCAUGCACACACAAUUGAUAAGCGCUCUUUCUGGACAGAGUUUUUUGCGCUAUAUGAGAGUUUGCCAGCGUUGUGGGACCUCAGUAACCCGCUAUAUAAGGAUCGGCAGAGUAAAACACACGGCUAUGAAAUAUUGGUGAUGAAAAUGCGCGAAAUUGAUCCGCAUGCAUGUCGGGAAGAUGUUUUGCGCAAAAUCAACAUAUUUCGUACCAAUUAUCGACGUGAAUGCACACGCAUCAAAGCGAGUAAUCAAAUGGGCAAACGGUAUAAUACCUCACUCUGGUACUUUCACAUGCUCGACUUUUUGCGGAGCCAAGAGUUUCGCAAAGAGCGGAAACGUGUGCCGAAUAGUGAUAAGAAAAUUUUGCGGCGAAUGGUGAGAACACAAUCGGACAUUGAGAAAGUAAGAUCACAGCUUUUGGAAUCGCCACACACAUCACAAGACAGCUCCAGCGAAUACAAAGUUCAGCUUAACAAAUAUGAAUAUGCAUCUGAUAAUGGUAACGAAACAGAGGAGCAUUUAGAGGCGGUUCAGUAUUUAGACGAGAAUUCGUUUCAGCAGCAAUUUCAGAAUCAUUUUCGUUCACUUACAUUUCCCAACCAAAAGCAACAUCAUAUAAUAUCAUCACCAAAUGAUGAAGAAAUCAAAACGGUUAGAGAUGCAGACACUGAAGACUAUCAUGAAAUCAUUAACAUUGAUGAUUCAUCGCAUACUGUCGAUGAUAUGUUAGAUGUAAAAACUGUCGAAGACUGUAGUAAGAAUCUAACGGCUGAAUCUAUAGCAUCUACACCACCAGAACUGUCAGAGCAACUCAUAACAACUAGACAAAUCAGAAAAACACCAUUAACAGGUAUAAUUAAGGAAGAGGCGAGAGGACGUGCGGAGCAGUCAUAUCGAGCAGGUCUUGCUAUUAGUGAAUCUACAGAGAUAUUAGCAAAAUCGUGGGCAAUACAGUAUGAAGAAAUGUCCCAGGAGCAAAGAAUUUAUGCACGCAAAGCGAUAGCUGAAAUACUUUUUGAAGGUUGCCUUGGAAACUUAGGACGUCAACGAAAUGUUAAAACACAUGUUAAUGCUACGGAGCCUGUAGUUUCAACACAAUACGAAAAGGAUGAGAUUAUGGAGGAUAAUGAAGAAGUUACAGAGCAUAUACCGGAAGAAACACUACUGCACAUGGAUGAUGGCAAUCCCACUUACGUAUAUGCAGUCGGUAGUGAGCAAAUGCAGCUACACGAAUACAUGCAUUGACUUGUAUAUAAACGAAAGGCCAAAAGUGAAUUUUCUGUCUGAGUUUAAACAAAUUGCUACCGCUCUAUAUUCUGAAAACACGUCAAUCUCCAUCAAUCAAUCAGUGAAUUUCCUCUAUCAUUUUCACAUGACUGCGAUGACAGACGUUUCUUCUUCUAUCGUUUCGUCUAGACGUGUUCAAUUGGCUUAAGUAAUAGACGAAACACACAGACAUGCCUUUAGACAAGGAUCCAAAAAUAUUGUCUCUGAUACAAGCAGUACGAACGAAUAAAGUCUUGUAUGAUAUUCGGCAUGAAAACUAUUUGGAUGCCGACCAUACAAACAGAAUUUGGAAAGGUGUGGCGCUGCAAUGUGGUUAUGACAAUGUUGCAGAGGCGAAAAAAGUUUGGAAAGAUCUGAAUACUCAUUUUAUGACAUGCUAUCGCAAUAAAUUUAUACAAAAUGGUAAUGAAAGUGGAGCUAAAUCAUAUUCAAAUUAUUGGGAAUACAAUAGUGAAAUGCAUUUUAUAGUGCCAUAUAUAGUGAUGAAUAAAGUAAUAGAAGAGAACGUUUUGAACACAAGUGAAAGUAAACAAGCAGAAAAAGGUAGUAUUCCUGCAAUAACUAUAUCGUCAAUAAGAGCAUCUGCUGAGACACAAACACCUUUGGAGAACAUACGUAUGGAUAUACCGGACAUUAGUGAGGAAAACAUGACACAAAAUGAAUUAUGCUUGCGUAGUUAUUUUGAUGCAAUAUUCCGCGCAACGUGUACAUUACCAUUAAAAUGGCAAAAUAAAGUUAAGCGGGACAUGUUACAAUCGCUAAACUCGGCAGAGAUUUUAGCUGACGCAGAUAGAAGGUCGUUGCUCAGGGCGAAACAGGAGAAGAGUUUAAUAAACAACCACUAAAAUUUUUAAGUUAUGUGGAAAAUAUGGAUCUACAUUUUUGUUGGGAGUGCCUCAUCAGUUCUACACGACAAAACAAAAACAAUUAACAGCUGUGUUAAAUAGAUAUUUUGAUUAUUACAAAACAGGAAAAAUUUGUGAAAUAUUUUGCUCGUGUGAAAAGUUGUUCGUAUUAGAUUUGACAUAAUCAGCUGUUUGCUGACGUCAGGCUAGCAAAUGUUAAUGAAUCCUUAUGUGUGGGUAUUGUUGUAUUUUUUCGCUACGUCAAAGAAUGUGUAA
This is a messenger RNA of Bactrocera oleae (olive fruit fly), 2604 nucleotides long. RefSeq lists its product as uncharacterized. Lineage: Eukaryota; Metazoa; Arthropoda; Insecta; Diptera; Tephritidae. The record is from RefSeq and is a predicted model, not a curated record.